CGUUGCUGGCAGUGGAGCCAUGAAGCGCGCACUAGCAAUUUUGCUCUUCGUGAUAAUCGGAUCGAAAGAAAGCGAGAGUGAAUUUCUGUCCCAUUACAUCCGACCUGAUUUGCUAAAUGAAAAUGCGACCUGUCGAGCGGAAAGUGAGAUUUUGCUCAAAGGAAUUUCCAAUCUCGAGCUCUGGGCCUUAGAACUUCUGGAUUCGAGUUCAAAAAUUCAGUCGGGAAUUUUAUCCAGCAACAUAAAAGACUAUGGAAAUUUUGACGAAUGCGUCAAAAUUCAAGAAAAUAAUAGUUUGAGAGGAAAGUACUGUCUUGCUCAUAUUCACAUAGAAGCAAUUGAACCUCAGCUCUCUGUGAAAAACAAACUCAUCGACUUUGUGUCGUACGGGAGACGCCACGUUGAAAUCACUCAUAAUAGGACAUUGAAUAAUGUGAUGGUGCCCGAUCAUCUCCCAUCUUUAGCACUUUUCCAGUCAGCGUUUUGCCUUCCAUCGUCUUGUCAUUCACAGGACUUAGAAAUCAUGUUAAAUGCCUCCUUAAAGGAAAUUGGAAAUUCUCUCGGUCUCAAAAUUUACUCCGAAGUAUUUGAGGAAAAUUGUUACGCAGAAACAAAUCAACCUUGGAGCAAUGGACAGAUAAUUUUCUUGAUUUCUCUUUUCUCCCUCCUGAUGGUUGCGGCGCUUGCUACUGUUUUAGAGCAACACCUCAUCACACAAACGAAAAAAACUGACGAAACUUCUCUACUGGAUUCAUUUAUUGAAAAAGGAAUUCUUCCAUUCGAAAUUUCAAGAAAUUGGAAAAAAAUGACCAGGCAAGUUUCAAAGGAUUCGAUGCGAAGCAUGGACGGUAUUCGCGCUUUUAGCAUUUAUAUGGUUGUCGUUUGCCACUGCGCCCUAUCCAACAUGGUGCUUCCCUUCAUGAACAAUAAAACUAUUAUAGAUUGGGCAAAUCAAGAGAUUUACCUACCUUUGUAUCUUUCCUUGUGGAGUGUCGAUUCUUUCCUUCUGCUCGGAGGCGCCCUUAGAACCUAUAACAUGUUGAAAGAACUCAAUGAAAAGAAGUUCAAUUUCUUUGUCGACUUUCUACAAAGAUACUUCAGAUUCACCAUCCCACUUUUAGCAACAAUUGGUUUCUAUACAACUUUAUUUGAGAAAAUCGGCAGUGGACCAACUUGGUACAAAAGUGUCGUAGUGAACAAAGAACUCUGCCAAAAGAAUUGGUUUUGGAACAUUCUCUAUAUUAAUAACAUUGUCAACACAGAAGAUUUGUGUAUUGUCCAGUCCUGGUACUUGGGAGCGGAUAUGCAAUUAUAUUUAGUGGCUCCGGUUGUAAUUUAUGUACUCUGGCGGUGGCCGACAAUUGGAAAGCAAAUAUUUACACUCGUCUUUUUGUUUUCAAUGCUAAUACCCGCAGCGACUGUUUAUAUGACAAGACCGGCGCCAUUAUACGCGGCUUCCUACUCUGACCAGCAACUGAUGGACUACAUUAGGUGGCUCCAUUAUUUCACCCCGAACCGAAUCUCACCCUACAUGGUCGGCAUCGCUCUGGGUUUUGUUUUGUGGAAUGUGAAAAGCGGAGGAGCCAAAAAACUGUCAAAGGAAGUAGUAUGUCUGUUCUGGAUUUUGUCUCUAGCCUCGAUAUUUGUGGCUUUGUACGGCGCUUUUAAAGUUUUAGACCCGAGCUACAAAUAUAAUUUGAUCGAGAUAAUGAUUUUCGCUGGACUGCAUAAAGCUCUGUUUACAUUCUUCCUUGCGUGGAUUAUUUACGUUUGCGAGAGCGGUCGUGCAGAAUUUUUAAAUAAAUUCCUUUCAUGGUGGCCGCUCGCUUUCAUCAGCAAACUUUCCUUCAGUAUAUUUCUGACGCAUUACAUUGUGCUGAGUUACAUGGAAGGAACUACAAGACACCAACGCUAUUUCGAAAUCGUCCAAAAUACGCACUUUUUUGCAGGGAACUUUGUCUUCGUAACUAUUUUGGCGAUGCUUUUCUUUUUACUGGUCGAGGCACCAUCAAGAUCAUGGGUGAAUUCAUUGUUUGCACAAAAAUUGAAAAAAUAACUAUGUAUGUAAAUUAAAUAAAAUUAAUUAAUUCUUUUUAUUAAA
Molecule: messenger RNA, 2101 nt
Organism: Neocloeon triangulifer
Lineage: Eukaryota; Metazoa; Arthropoda; Insecta; Ephemeroptera; Baetidae
Product: O-acyltransferase like protein-like
Exons: 12
Coding region: 20-2056 (678 amino acids)
Molecular function (GO): acyltransferase activity, transferring groups other than amino-acyl groups
Source: RefSeq, a predicted model, not a curated record